AUGAUUUCCAGAUGGACACUGGCUAUCGUGUUGGCCAGCGUGGUUUCACGUGAAGUUUGGAGCUCGCUGUGUUAUUCCAGGAACUGUUCAAUGACGAUAACACAUUCGACAACUGAGAAUUUUACCUGCACUGUGGGAUUUGAAAAUGAGUUUCAGAAUUUCAAGAAGCGAUAUGGGGUUCUUGAAAAAUACGACCAUCCAUCCAUGGGACUAAUCCAGGAAAGACCUAGUCUAAUAUUCCUUAGACUUCAUAAUUAUUCCAAGACACCUCAUCCAGAAAUAACCAAAUACAACAACAAGGAUCUGGAACUUGUCACACAUGGAUUAGAACUGAACAUACGGGUACCUGAGGGCAGGGAGAACAACCGUGCUCUCUAUCUGGAACUGAGCAGCAAAGAUGAAAAUGGCGAUAAAGAUGAAUUCUAUAACAGAUUUCCAAAGAAACGAAUAUUCAGUUUUUCCUCAACACAAUCAGUAAUUAUCAAGAAUCAUCUUUGUCUUCAAGAUAUCAAGCCAUGGCCUGUCUCUUACACAUUGCUCCUGACUUUAUAUCAAUCUCAUAUGAGACCUAUAUCUACAGAACAUUAUAUUUCUUUCACAAAGGACGACAUUGCAGUAGCUGUCUCAAAGUUUCCGAAGAAAAACGAUAUCCACAUCGUCUUUUACACACCUAAAUAUAUGUGUAAAAAAAAUGUUUUCUUGUGCAAUGACACUGAUUACAAAACAUGUGGGACAUAUAUCAAGAAAUAUCAAGGAAAGCUUGAAAUGAGGUCUGACACAAAUACAUUUUUUGACGUACUUCCAGGGAUAUACUAUAUCAAGAUAGAAAUUUCUUGCCCUUCUAUUGAUAUGGAGGACGGCUUUGUUUUUGUUCAGUGGCGAUCGCCCUUGAUAGAGGUGCCAGGAUCCACCGGAAAAGAUGGGCAGAUAAGCGCCGGUGACAAUCCAGAGACAAGCAACACCCCAUUUAUAAUCAUUGGAUGCUUAAUUGCUCUCAUACUCUUAAUAGUGAUGUAUAUUGCUGUGAAGAAAAACGUUUCCUCGAUGUUUAAACGGAGGAGGAAAAAAUCCCAGGCUGAAGAGAUUAAUCUGUUCAACCAGUCAUCUGAUCGUCCCACACAAUCUAGAACAUCUUCACCUGAAAGUCUAUCAGAAACAAUGAACCAAGUCUCUGAGGAAAAUAUACACGUUAGCCUUAAUGAAAGAUUACAAUUAACAAACUAUGAUCCUGUUCCAAACAUCACUGACGAAAAUGAAGAUCUGAGAAGAGACUUUUGCAAAAUAAAUAGAUUAAGGAGAAAUGAAAGAAUUUGUCCUGUUCAUGGGCAUUAG
Messenger RNA from Saccostrea echinata, 1332 nucleotides. RefSeq lists its product as uncharacterized. NCBI's taxonomy places the organism in Eukaryota, Metazoa, Mollusca, Bivalvia, Ostreida, Ostreidae. The coding region runs from base 1 to 1332 and encodes 443 amino acids. The record is from RefSeq and is a predicted model, not a curated record. The transcript has 10 exons.